ACUGCAGCUUGACGAAGCAGAUAGUUGGGACUUUACGAAUUGGACCUCGCCUGUCUCUGGAACGGAUACAAAAGCUGUUUUGUCGAGCACAAUGAUGCCCGAACCUUUAAAAUCGGCGAUGUCUUUAAACGCCACGGAGGACACGUCUCUCGCGCUGCCUUCGGAUCACGAGCUCAGAUCUGCGCAACAGAGAGUUCUGGAACAGGUUCACACCAUCAAGAGAAGCAAAUCCAAAUACAGCACUAAAAGUGUGCCUGGAUUGACUUCACCAAACAGCCCAGAAAGUGACAGUGUGUUUUAUGACUUCAAGUUCUCUCCUUCUAUGGCUCUCAGUGGACCUUCAUUCAACAGAGGAGACCGAGGAGGAACCAUGACAAGCGGGGCUAAGCAGCGGCAGAGCUUUGUUCACAAAUCCAUAAACUCCCAACAUGCCAGCGCUCAAAGAAGUGCAAGCACCGCGAGCAGGAAUGAUCAGUCGUACUACUUCCCUACAAACACCCUCCCCACCCAGCCCAGACCCAGCAGUCAACUGUUCGGCUCCAAAGCCACCCGCAGUGCUCCAGACCUUGGCUUCCAACCCAUAACAAAUGGCAGCACCACCCAACAAGGCCAAGCCAGCAGACAGACCAUACACAGGGUGGACAGGAUCUUCAGUCAGCCUGUACUGAACAGCACUAAUCAACCUUAUGGUAAUGGCACUUCUAUGAGGAUUGCUAACAGUAAUCAGGUGUUCGGCACUCGGCCUGUCAACAGACGAUCAUCUUCCAUACAGUCCAAUGGAGACUACAGGAUGUCAAUGGCCAAGACUGGACAAGCCAAUGUCUCUGGGAUGUACACAGAGAAGCUGAUGGCUGAUUUGACGAUGAAGGAGGCAGUGGAGUAUCUGUACAGUCCAGAUGAGAAGUAUCAACUGUGUGGCUCCGCCUACAUCCAGCACGCCACCUACACUGAUGACAAGGCCAAGCAAGAGGUGCUGACCCUGAAGGGCAUUCCUCAGCUGGUUAACCUGUUGAACAGCCCCAAUCUGCAGAUCCAGGAGACGGUGGCUGCUGCUCUUCGUAACGUGGUGUUCAAAAACCAACUUAAUAAAGAGGAAGUUCAGCGCUGCGGAGGAAUCAUGCAGGCCGUGCAGCUGCUCGGAGGCACCAACUCUGAGACACAGAAACACUUGACAGGUCUCCUGUGGAAUCUGUCCUCAGCAGACAGUCUUAAACCUGAUAUGCUCCGCACAGCUCUGCCAGCGCUCACAGAGAAGGUUAUAGAGCCUUUUUCAGCCAGUACAGACAACAAUGCCAACACCAGCCUGGCACCAGAGGUCUUCUGCAAUGCCACGGCAUGCCUACGAAACCUGAGCGCAUCCAAACUGGCCAACCGGCAAGCCAUGCGUAGCUGUAAAGGUCUUAUCGACUCACUCAUGGGCUACAUGAACAAUUGUGUUGAUGAAGGCAUACCAGAUAACCAGUCUUUGGAGAACUGCAUGUGCAUUAUUCAUAACCUCACCUACCAGCUGGAGUCAGAGAUGCCAACUCUUUUCACUAAAAUCAACGCCCUAGCCAGUUACGCCCGCAAACGUUCCAGUCCAUCAGAUGCCGGUCCGAUUGGCUGCUUCAGCUCUCAGAGCCAAAAGAUUCAACAGGAGAGUGGCUUUGAUUAUCCCGUGAUGGAGGAGAAUAAUCCUAAAGGUUCUGGCUGGCUCUUCCACUCUAAAGCUCUGCAGAUGUACCUGAAUCUGUUGAGCUCCAGUGAGAGAGAUGCUACUCUUGAGGCCAGCUGUGGAGCGCUGCAGAACCUCACAGCCAAUGACAGCAUAGUAUCAAAUGUUUUGAGUCAUACAAUCGUACAGAAGCUGAAUGGUCUGAAGUACAUCAGUCCAUUGCUGCAGUCAUCCAAUCCUGCGAUACAGAACAGCACAAUUGCUCUGCUCGGAAACCUGUCCAGAUCUGCACAAACAAAUAAAAGCAUGGCUCGUCAAACUUUACCGCAGCUGGUCGGCUUCCUGAACUCAGGGCUCACUCAGGGCGAUUCCUCACCCAAAUAUGACAGCACCAUGGCAACAGCUCUUCAUAGCGCACACACCCUGCUGAAGAUCGAUCCUGAGAUGGGCAAGAGUCUACUGAACAACAGCUUGAUCAACUCUCUCAACAGCAUGAGUCUCAAUCAUUGCCUGCCAAAAGCCAGCACAGCCGCCGGAGUUCUCCUUCACAGUCUGUGGUCGGAAAAGAACAUUCAAAGUUAUCUUAAAAAGCAAGGGAUGAAUAAGUCGUCGUUUGUGAAUGACAUAACGUCGGCAGCUUUCAAAUCACUUCAUGUUGUUGAGUAACCGGUGCUUAUACCAGAGGAAAAAACUACACAACAAACAAAUUGCAUUUUGAUUGCAUUACAUUUUAUUUGUGGUGAAGUAUUUCAGAAUAAUGGUAAGAAUUACAAACGUUUCUUUCUUUUGGGGGUAGUAGACACUUACUUUUUUUUUUUCUUCCUAUUUCUCAAGACCAUAGUAUUUUCAUUUAGUAAAGCAAUGUUUUUGUAAUCCCAUUAUUUGUAACUCCUUACAAACUGUUCUAAACUGCAGAUGCUUUUUUUAAUGAUAUUUUGUGAGUCUUAAGUGUUAUAAAAUGCAUUGUGUUCAAGUAUAUACAGGAUACGUAUAUGUCACCUGGGAGUGAUAAACUCUUAAGACGUUUGAUGACUCAUUUUUACUCAUGUUCUCAUAUAUAUUGUGCUCAAAACAAAAAGGGUGUGGAUCAAUUUGUCAUGUUUUAGUUCACAGUGAAAUUUCAAUAAAGUUUUAAAUACAGUA
This is a messenger RNA of Myxocyprinus asiaticus (Chinese sucker), 2797 nucleotides long. Its product is annotated as plakophilin-1-like. Bases 92 to 2320 code for a protein of 742 amino acids. Lineage: Eukaryota; Metazoa; Chordata; Actinopteri; Cypriniformes; Catostomidae. Gene Ontology annotation, cellular component: plasma membrane; nucleus; adherens junction. Gene Ontology annotation, biological process: cell-cell adhesion; cell-cell junction assembly; intermediate filament bundle assembly. The record is from RefSeq and is a predicted model, not a curated record. The transcript is spliced from 13 exons. Gene Ontology annotation, molecular function: cadherin binding.